Molecule: messenger RNA, 2052 nt
Organism: Musa acuminata subsp. malaccensis (wild Malaysian banana)
Lineage: Eukaryota; Viridiplantae; Streptophyta; Magnoliopsida; Zingiberales; Musaceae
Product: phosphatidylinositol N-acetylglucosaminyltransferase subunit C
Biological process (GO): GPI anchor biosynthetic process
Cellular component (GO): membrane; glycosylphosphatidylinositol-N-acetylglucosaminyltransferase (GPI-GnT) complex
Source: RefSeq, a predicted model, not a curated record
AAUAAAAGAAAUAGGAAAACCAGUAGAGUGAUUUAUCCGAUCUUUCACCCUAGUCGGUGUCGAUCUUCUAAUCGGUGCUGCUGCCGCGGCCGCCGGUGAUCCCUCUCAAGCCGAGCUUCCCAGACGCUUCGCGUUCCUCUCCUCCUGUCGCCGCCGCCACCGCCCGUGCCCUUUUCCCUGGUACCCUCGACCCCUCUUCUCCUUCCCGAUCCCAACCCUCCUCUGCCUCAGACCUUCCCUUUCUUCUCUCCCUCUUUUCUCUAGUAUAGGUGAUACUGAUCCAUACUGAGCGUUGGUAUGUUGAUCUGUACUGCGUCAUACCAAUUCAGCCAUCGAUCGGGAAAAGUUGAUUACUGAAGACUUCGGCAUCCGAAGACAUAACAAGGUAGAUGGAAGGUGCUACAGAUCAGGUCAUAGAACGGCCAAUGUGGAAGAAAGUGGCCUAUGGAGGAAUGCAGCCAGGUUAUGAUGACAACUACACCGAUGAGUCAUUUCUUGAAGAAAUGGUUAUGAAUGCUAAUGUGGUAAAGAGGGAUCUUUGGAAAGUGAUGCAAGAUUCUGUCUCCAUUACUCAAUAUAUAUGCAUAGUAGCUCUUGUGGUCUCUGUAUGGGCUCACACAUUGAGCUUGAACAUUGAUGAGAUCUCUCUCCUUAAACUGGAUGUAGGUCUCCUAGCACUUGGUUUUUCGAUACUCUUGAUCACUACUAGUCAGCUCUCCGUGCAGCUUCUCUCACGGUAUUUUCUCAACAUUUCCUUUUUCAUAUGUGGCCUAUACAUUUUGGCACCUAUCUAUCACACUCUCACCAGGUCUAUGAGUUCAGAUUCAAUAGUGGCACUAACUGUAUCGCUUCUCAUCAUCCAUCUUUUCCUGCAUGAUUAUUCUGGCUCCACAAUAAGACCCCCCGGUGCUCUGAAGAACCCGAAUCUGGCAAGUAACAUCUCUUUGAAUGCGUCAAUAGUGGCAUCAGUUCUUGUGGCCUCACGCCUCCCAUCUAGGCUUCAUGUCUUUGCCAUCAUGCUCUUUUCUUUGCAAAUCUUUCUUUUUGCUCCACUUAUCACGUUUUGCAUCAAGAAAUACUCCAACAGAGUGCACCUAGGCUUUUCAUUUGCAUUAAUGAGUAUGACACUGAGUGUUGUGUACCAGUUGCAUGGCAUGCUCUUUGUUCUCUUGUUAGGUCUUCUACUUUUCAUAUCUGUUGUUUGCCCCUACUGGCUUAUAAGGAUACAGGAAUACAAGUUUGAGAUAAAUGGUCCAUGGGAUGAAGCUAAACUGUGUUUUGACAUAACGGAGUAAGCAUCACUUACCUGCAUGAUACCUUGUCAAGGGCAUGCUUUCAGUAAUUUACUAAGCAUAUUGCUCUUAUUACUCAUUCAUUUCGACAUUGUUCAAAUUUAGUAUUCAUGUGUGUACGUUGUUUCUAGUAUUUUCUUCUGUACAUCAAAUUAUCAGCUAAAUGCUGGUUUUGGACUGGUCUUCUGUACAGUAUUUCUUAUCCAUAAAUUGAAUGCUUUCCAACAAAAGUGUGGAGUUUCUGAUUAUUCAAAAUUCUUUGAAUAAUAACUCUAAGUAGACAUAUUUCUUAGAAUUCUCAAAGUAGACAUGUUUCUUAGAAUUAUCUUAUCCAUAAAUUGACUGCUUUCAUCAAAAGUGUGGAGUUUCUGAUUAUUCAAAAUUCUUUGAAUAAUAACUCAAAGUAAACAUGUUUCUUAGAAUUCUCUUGUUGCUUCUUAAUUGUAAUUUCUUCAUAUCCUAUCCCAUUAUAAGAUAAGGAUAAAGUGAAGUGGAGAAAAUGGAUAUGACUUGUAUGAUCCUAAGUUGAAGCUCUAGUAGCUGUAUGACACUGUUUGAGGUUGAAGUCUCCUGUCACUGCUGUGUGGAGUGAAUUGGAUGUUCAAUAUGAGAUGAAGCAAAUUUCUCUGGAAUCAUGUAAUUUACACUUUUUAAUGUAAUCAUCUGUUCUGAAAGGUGGUUAUCUUUCAAAUAUAGGAUUUGGUAUGCAUUUGUGUGGUUAUGAAAUGUGUUAUAAAGCCUUUUGCUGUAAUUUUGUUGA